Molecule: messenger RNA, 839 nt
Organism: Macadamia integrifolia
Lineage: Eukaryota; Viridiplantae; Streptophyta; Magnoliopsida; Proteales; Proteaceae
Product: gibberellin-regulated protein 6-like
Exons: 4
Coding region: 206-535 (109 amino acids)
Source: RefSeq, a predicted model, not a curated record
AGAAAGGAAAUGAGAUUUUAAUAGUUUCACAGUUACACCCAACCAACCAGAAUGCAUCUCUCUUUAAAAACCUACAGGCUACAACAAGAAGAAGCAAGUGAAAUCCCUCUCCCUCACUAACUCUUCUUGGUCUGCACUUAAACCUGAGAAUCCUUGUUUGUGAGAGGGGGUACUUCUGUGUGUCAUUUCAGUUAGUUCAGUAGCGAUGGCGAUGGCCAGGUUUGUUGAUGUAAUGCUCUUGGUGCUUCUCGCAGCCUCCAUUCUUGAAGCUCAUCAGUUGCAGGUAUCAGCCAAGGAGAUGCAGUACCACUUGGACAGUAGCCGAUAUGGACCGGGGAGUCUGAAAAGCUACCAAUGCCCAUCGCAAUGCUCAAGGAGGUGCGGGAAGACGCAGUACCACAAGCCAUGCAUGUUCUUCUGCCAAAAGUGCUGCAGGAAGUGCCUAUGUGUUCCCCCUGGCUACUACGGCAACAAGGCCAUCUGCCCUUGUUACAACAACUGGAAGACCCAGCAGGGUGGCCCUAAGUGCCCUUAAUUUCACAGACAACGCUUGCAGGGUCCUUACCUAAGGCAAAGAGAGAGAGUUAAUAAACUACCAGCAAGACAGAGAAAGGGCAGAAACUAAAGGACAAUACAUCGUUGUUCACUCUUUCUUCUUCUUCUUCUUCUUCUGCAGUCUUUUAGACUCUCUUUUCUACUGCUACUAAUUAGUUUUACUACUCACUCCUACAUUGGCUCUGCUCUUGUUAGUUAAAUCCGACGCUCCUUGGAAUAGUGUCUCUAUUAUAUUUGUUCUGUUUCCUUAUUUUAAUGAAUAAAAAUGCCAUUUUCUUUCUUCA